Molecule: messenger RNA, 3058 nt
Organism: Symbiodinium sp. CCMP2456
Lineage: Eukaryota; Dinophyceae; Suessiales; Symbiodiniaceae
Source: the annotation of a GenBank genome assembly
GUGCACGGCACCUCGAACUCGAGAGUGUCCCGCAAUGUGGCUUACGACAUUUCGGGAAGCGCCUACUAUCUUGAAGAUGGCAUUGAAGAGGACAACCUCUUCGAGUUCAACCUCGCAGCUUUCAUCCUCAUCAUCGACAAGCUCAACGACUACGGAGGCGGUGGCCAGGGCGGUGUGCGGAUCAACACGCAGCCGAGCCGCCUCGUGCCCACAGAUGCCACAGCUGUCGGGUUCUACUGCACCAAUGCGAAAAAACCGAUGGAUCGGAAACUCUGCGAGCGGUGGCUUUGCUGGCUUCCAUUUUCCUCGUGUGCCCUAUGUCCUUGGCGACACCUAUGCACAGAACCAGGACUACCACCCGGAUGAGGUGGAACUGGGCGAGUUUGAUUCCAACACUGCGCACUCAUCAGGGCGGCUGUGGAGCCGCGGCGGCUGCAUGUAUGUCGGCGGCGAGCUCUGGGAGGACAACAAGGGCUCCCAUGAGUACCGCUACACCAGUGGACGGACAACAACGCGGAAGGAGGGCCGCUUCAUCUGGACAAACACCAAGGUUUUCGCUUGCCGGAAGGGCGUCCUUUUCUGGGGUUCCGGCGGCCGCUGGCCGGGUCUGGGCUUGGAAGGCUUUGAGGCGCACGACAUCUCUCGCGCGGUCACCAUGCUGGGGGACAACUACAUGUAUAACUCGGUGGUCAGUGCGCACACGGGCAAUACCUUCGCGACAGACCUGCCGAAGGUCACGGAUGGCUUCGAGCUGUACGACACCGGCAUGCAGACCAUCCUCUCGCAGGUGACAUGGCGAAACUUCGACCGACCCGGGGAUGUGGCCAUCAUGGACAUGACUCACAGCAACAUCUUCAAGCCUGCAGGAAUGUUUGACACGAGGGCCCAAUACUUCGAGGGCACCCCCUUUGCGCAGCGCCUUCGUCAUGUCGAACGAUACGCCUGCACAUCGUUCCAUCAGGACACCUGCAAGAACCGCUGCGACUUCUGUCCAGGGACAGCUGGAUCUUCGCAGGUUGCCAAUAUGAUUGAUACCGACGGGACCUUGGUCGGUUGGAAUGAGCCUGCCAUCAUCGGCGCAGAUGACGAGGAUUCAGAAACGAACUACCGCACGAAUGACUGGUGGCGCAUCGAUGACAGCUGCCAAAGGAAUUUUGACUGGGGCUUCUGGAUCUGCCCCACGAAGGGCCAUCGGGCGAUCGCGAGCUUGUUCUUCAUGAAGGGCCUCCAGGACAGGUAUCCGGACCGCACGGAUUCCAGAACCGCUGUGGGCAAGGUUUACCACUUCGGCCACGAAGAUCGCCACGUCGACUUGGGCUUGGCCGAAAGCCCCAUGGUCACCGGGCCCUGCUGCGAUGUCGGGUGGUUCCUGGCCUUGGACAACGGCGCCGAGCCUCAGCUCACCAUCACCAUGGACCAGAUCCCCCCACAAGGUUUGGUUCUCGCCACGGCCUAUCCAAUGGGUGCCUCCAUCACCGUCCAGCGAUGCAUGCCGAAUUGUGCCAACAUGCCAAGAGGUUCUUCCUUGCAGGAAGUGCUGGACUCCACGGACGGAAACGUGUUCUUUGUGGACGGCUUGGGCCGACUCUUCCUGAAGUUCGUCUAUGCCGACAAUGGCUACUUUGAGUUCGUGGGUGUCAAGCAGCUGUUGAACUCGCACCGAUACUACGCCGGCAAGGGCCUUCGAUACAAGAUCUCGAGCAGCAGAUCUGGAAGUGUUGGUGCACUGCAGCUGCCUGCGCCACUCGAUGGAAGCACCAUUUCGACCACGCCUUUCCAAUCGACCACCGAGUAUUCCCACACUACUGAAGUCCCGACAACUUCCAGAGAUGUGAGUGGCUGCAGCGACAAUUUUGGAGGCUGCAAGACGAGCCUUUGCUGCAAGUCUAACGGCUGGACAUGCUACGAGAAGGACGAAUACUAUGCACAGUGCCGACAAAGUUGCACACCAGGUAUCAACCCGAAUGACGCACCACAGUAUCAGACUCCGUGGAGCUGCAACAUCUUGGGGCAAACCACGCAGCCUGCGACUACAAGCACACCAGGUGCCACUGCCACUACGACGGCAGCCACUACGAUGCCUAUGACGACAUCGGAGGCGACAACAGCAACUACGACUGUUGCAGUGACGACUACGACCACCACAACGAUGACGGCUGCGGCAGGGAGCUUCGUUCCGGUGGACGGAGGUCAGAAUGUCGUUUGCCGCGGCGCCAGCUCCAACGACAAUGACGAGAGCUAUUACAUCUUUCACAACGGCAUUGACUCUAUCGAUGAGUGCAAGCAGCUGUGCAUCGGCACCGACGGCUGCAAGGGCAUUGAGUAUGGCUCCCGCAAGUGCGAAGUCUGGACCCGCGCCGGCGGCAUCGGCGCCACGAAGUCUCUUUCGGGCUACACUUGCCUCCGCUAUACAGGCCCUGUCACCACAACAUCAACAACGACUACAACGACAAUGCCCACAACUACAACGACUACGACCACAACAACGACGACCACAACGACCACGAUGAUGACGACAACGACCACAACGACGGCGAUGGUGACGACAACGACCACAACAGCUUCCAGCUCUUCGCGUACAUUUCGCCCUGUGGAUGGAGGGCAGAACCGCGCCUGCCGCGGGGCCUCCCCUGGCGACAAUUCGGCUGACUAUUUUCAGGUCAGCAAUGAUGACACCCUGGAGGGCUGCCAGUCGCAGUGCAUGUCCACCGAUGGUUGCACGGGUAUCGAAUAUCACGUACGUGGCCGCUGCGAAAUCUGGACGCGGCCGGAGGGAAUCCAUGCCUCUAUCACGCUCGUGAACUACACCUGCCUUAGUUACAGCAUGCCGACUCCGGAGGGCAUCUUUGAGGCCGUCGACGGGGGCGAGGGCCGCGUCUGCCGGGGCGGCCAUCCAAACGACAACCGGGCCAGCUACUUCACGGUCGAGCAGGCCAGCUCUUUGGAAGGAUGCAAGUUCAAGUGCAUGGAGGCAGAAGUCUGUCAGGGCCUCGAGUACCACACCGGCGGCCGCUGCGAGAUUUGGACCCGUGCAGAGGGGAUCGAGGCCUCCCGAGAG